Messenger RNA from Salvia miltiorrhiza (redroot sage), 2167 nucleotides. Its product is annotated as extensin-2-like. Gene Ontology annotation, molecular function: structural constituent of cell wall. The transcript has a single exon. Bases 37 to 1917 code for a protein of 626 amino acids. Gene Ontology annotation, biological process: plant-type cell wall organization. NCBI's taxonomy places the organism in Eukaryota, Viridiplantae, Streptophyta, Magnoliopsida, Lamiales, Lamiaceae. The record is from RefSeq and is a predicted model, not a curated record.
AAAGUUCAAUCAUCAAAUACAGAGUAAAGCCUCAAAAUGAAAGAAUUUGGGAAAACAGGGCAAAUGCCCUUAUCAGUUUGCCUACUAGUAGUAAGCAUCAUGAUCUCUCAAGUGUCCGCUUUCGAUGCUUAUGUUUACUCAUCUCCCCCUCCGCCCAUAGAAAUUACACAUCCUGAUUAUAAAUCAUCGCCACCUCCAAAACAUGAAGAGUAUAUCUACAAAUCUCCACCUCCGCCUUCAAAGAAGUACUCUUACAGCUCUCCUCCACCGCCACCAUAUCAGUACAAAUCACCACCACCUCCAAAGCACAUAGAACAUCCCGAGUACACCUACAAAUCUCCGCCUCCGCCUCCAAAGAAGUACUCUUACAGCUCUCCUCCGCCGCCACCAUAUCAGUACAAAUCACCACCACCUCCAAAGCACAUAGAACAUCCGGAGUACAUCUACAAAUCUCCACCUCCACCACCAAAGAAGUACUCAUACAGUUCCCCCCCUCCGCCACCAUAUCAAUACAAAUCACCUCCUCCUCCUAAACAUGUAGAGAAUCCCGAGUACACCUACAAAUCUCCACCUCCGCCUCCAAAGAAGUACUCUUACAGCUCUCCUCCACCGCCACCAUAUCAGUACAAAUCACCACCACCUCCAAAGCACAUAGAACAUCCUGAGUACACCUACAAAUCUCCACCUCCACCACCAAAGAAGUACUCAUACAGUUCCCCCCCUCCGCCAUCAUAUCAGUACAAAUCACCUCCUCCUCCUAAACACGUAGAGAAUCCCGAGUACACCUACAAAUCUCCACCUCCGCCUCCAAAGAAGUACUCUUACAGCUCUCCUCCACCGCCACCAUAUCAGUACAAAUCACCACCACCUCCAAAGCACAUAGAACAUCCCGAGUACACCUACAAAUCUCCGCCUCCGCCUCCAAAGAAGUACUCUUACAGCUCUCCUCCGCCGCCACCAUAUCAGUACAAAUCACCACCACCUCCAAAGCACAUAGAACAUCCCGAGUACACCUACAAAUCUCCACCUCCACCACCAAAGAAGUACUCAUACAGUUCCCCCCCUCCGCCACCAUAUCAAUACAAAUCACCUCCUCCUCCUAAACAUGUAGAGAAUCCCGAGUACACCUACAAAUCUCCACCUCCGCCUCCAAAGAAGUACUCUUACAGCUCUCCUCCACCGCCACCAUAUCAGUACAAAUCACCACCACCUCCAAAGCACAUAGAACAUCCUGAGUACACCUACAAAUCUCCACCUCCACCACCAAAGAAGUACUCAUACAGUUCCCCCCCUCCGCCAUCAUAUCAGUACAAAUCACCUCCUCCUCCUAAACACGUAGAGAAUCCCGAGUACACCUACAAAUCUCCACCUCCGCCUCCAAAAAAGUACUCUUACAGCUCUCCUCCACCGCCACCAUAUCAGUACAAAUCACCACCACCUCCAAAGCACAUAGAACAUCCCGAGUACACCUACAAAUCUCCGCCUCCGCCUCCAAAGAAGUACUCUUACAGCUCUCCUCCACCGCCACCAUACCAAUACAAAUCACCACCACCUCCAAUGCACGUAGAGCAGCCCGAGUACACCUACAAAUCUCCACCUCCACCACAAAAGAAGUACUCCUACAGUUCUCCUCCACCACCACCAUACCAAUACAAAUCGCCACCUCCUCCAAAACACGUAGAGAAUCCCAAGUACACCUACAAAUCCCCACCUCCACCUCCAAAGAAGUACUAUUACAGCUCUCCUCCACCGCCCCUAUAUCAAUACAAAUCACCACCACCUCCAAAGCACAUAGAACAUCCCGAGUACAUCUACAAAUCUCCACCUCCACCAUAUUCUUAUGCAUCUCCUCCACCUCCAUCGCCAUCUCCGCCUCCAUCUUACUACUACAAUUCACCCCCUCCUCCUAGGAAAUAAUUAAGGAGUUUGACUGAUAUUUCACAUUCGUGCCCAACGAGAGCUUAGUUCGUGUGGAUUUUGUUGGUCUUCAAGAUUUCUUGGUUGUUUCUUUUUGCAUUUAUUCGUCAACAAUGAAGUGGUUGACUAAGAUUGUUGAUUUAUCACGUUUGUAUCAUUGCCUUUUAUUUUAAUUACCGAUGAAAAUUCAUUAUGUAAUUUUGAAUUAUUAGUAUCUCAUGCGAUUGUGCGUAGAAGGUUUUCGUGAUCU